UAUUGAAAAUCAAAGUCCAAUCGCCAUGGCCGAAGAAGUGAAGCUUUUCGGAUUUUGGGCAAGCCCUUUUAGCCGCAGAGUUGAGGUUGCUUUGAAGCUCAAAGGAAUUCCAUAUGAAUACAUCGAGGAAGAUCUCUCCAACAAAAGUCCUCUGCUUCUAAAAUAUAAUCCAAUUUACAAGAAAAUACCCGUUCUUGUACACAACGGCAAACCUAUUGCAGAGUCCCACGUUAUUCUUGAAUACGUUGAUGAAACUUGGAAAGGAUAUCCUAUUUUGCCUGAGGAUCCUCAUGAGAGAGCCAUGGCUCGUUUUUGGGCUAAAUUCUUGGAUGAGAAGUGUCUUCCUGCGGUGAGGAAAGUAAUAUGGGCUGAAGAGAAGGAGCAAGGGAAAGCCAUGGAAGAAGCUUGGGAGUGUUUAAAGGUACUUGAAGGUGCGUUGAAGGACAAGAAAUUCUUCGGAGGAGAGACAAUUGGAUUGGUAGAUAUUGUUGGCAACUAUAUCGCCUUCUGGGUGAGGGCAUUUCAAGAGGUUGUCGGAAUUGAGCUACUGACGGUGGAGAAGUUCCCUGUUUUAUUCAAAUGGAGCGAGGAGUUUGUUGGGUGUCCCAUUAUCAAGGAAAGUCUGCCUCCUAGAGAGAAAAUAAUGGCCUUUCACAAGUCUCGCCUUGAAAGGGCCAAAUAAUUGAUUCCUCUAUAUCAUGAUUGUGUCAAGUUAGGGGGCUUUUCGUUUCUGUAAUCCCAAAUUUAGGAAGAUGUUUCAAGUUGUAGUUGCUCUGGUUUUUAAAGUAAUGCACCCCCAAAAAAAAAAAAUAGUGUUGUUCCAAUGUUGAUUGCAAUACUUUAAUAAACUACUUGAUUAUGA
This is a messenger RNA of Rubroshorea leprosula, 862 nucleotides long. NCBI's taxonomy places the organism in Eukaryota, Viridiplantae, Streptophyta, Magnoliopsida, Malvales, Dipterocarpaceae. The record is from the annotation of a GenBank genome assembly.